AUGAUUUUCAACCCUGUCCUUGCUUGUUUGGCUGGAGGACGCAACAAGGCAGUGGGAGCUAAAGCGUAUGAUCUUCACAACGCUGCGCUGGCGUCAACUGGGCUCUCUAUCCUUACUCCUGAGACCAUUUGGGAUGUUGCCAAGCCGGAGAUUCCCCUCUGGGUCGGCAGAAUGGGUGGCCUGGCUGUAGUGAAGGUUCCUUAUGCUAACGCAGAUGGGACUUGGGGAACGGAGACAGACAGGCUGCUGCUGAUGGACAGCCGGGACUUCAACAGGCUUGGUGUUGGUGUGGAUGAUUUGAUUGAGGCCUACAUGCAGACUAUCCUGGCAGUGACCGCUAUCGACCGGCUUUGUGGAAAGCUAAUAACACCGAAGGGAAAUUUCGGCCUGAAGCUUUUUGGAUCUCUGAACCCUGACGUCAAGCUCUUGGAUGAGCUGUACACGCUUCCACUGCAUUCUCUUCCUGUGGAAGGUACCAGCGAGUCAUCUUGCCUGGUGAAGCGUGCAGCAGAUCAAGCAACGGAGCAAGAAGACGCUCUUGCACAAGAGCUUCAGCUGGAGGUCACAGUUGCAGCUCCUCCUGGAAAGAGAGGGAGGGUUCUCUGA
Closterium sp. Naga37s-1 is the source of this 606-nucleotide messenger RNA. The record is from the annotation of a GenBank genome assembly. NCBI's taxonomy places the organism in Eukaryota, Viridiplantae, Streptophyta, Zygnematophyceae, Desmidiales, Closteriaceae.